Molecule: messenger RNA, 4373 nt
Organism: Bolinopsis microptera
Lineage: Eukaryota; Metazoa; Ctenophora; Tentaculata; Lobata; Bolinopsidae
Exons: 5
Coding region: 71-1789 (572 amino acids)
Source: RefSeq, a predicted model, not a curated record
GAGUUUUAAACUAAUUACAACACUACAAAUCUAUUACAUUUAUUGAGUAGCCUAAAGUAAACAAGCUAAAAUGAAUAUAGCAAUAGCUAUAAUAGUGGCAAUGGUGGCAAUGGUGACCUCUGGAGUUGCAGUUACUGCUAAAUGGCAAGCUAUACCAGGAAGUCUGACUCGUAUCUCCAAAGGAAGAUCUGGCGUGUGGGGUGUUAACAGGAGAGGAAAUAUCUACAAGCUUAACGGAAAAAGCUGGACUCGAAUACCUGGUAACUUAGAACACAUUUCGUCUGGUGGUUCGUCUGUAUGGGGAGUCAACAAACAUGGUCACAUUUAUAGAGAUGCGGGUCACAACAAAUGGCAGCGAAUACCUGGUUCACUUACCAAUCUUGAUGUCAGUGACAACGGUCAUGUUUGGGGAGUUAAAAAAAAUCAGGAUAUCUAUAGAUGGACUGGAAAGAACUGGCAGCACAUUGGAGGAAAGGCCAUACAAGUUACCGUGGGACCAUCUGGAGUUUGGAUAGUCAACAGAGCAAAUAAUAUUUACUAUCGAAAAGGAACAUAUGGAGAUAGCAAUACUGCUGGAUCUGGAUGGAUCCAAAUUAGUGGCAACUUGAAGUGGAUAUCGUCUGGUAGGAAUAUUGUUGUUGGUGUUGACUCUGGCAACAACAUUUACUACCGUGAAGGAAUGAGGGCUCCAAGACCGACAGGUACUGGAUGGGUACAGAUACCUGGAAAAUUGAUGCAGAUAGAUAUCUAUGGAGAUGAAAUUGUUGGAGUGGACACUGGACAUGUAAUCUACAAAUUUCCUGUUUCUGGAUUUCCUACCACAGCUAAAAAAACAGUCGGUUGGUUUCCAGUCGAACGUGACGUGGUAAUAGAGUGGGAUCUUGAGUCGACACCUUUAGAAAUUAAAUCUAGUGAGCUGGGGAGUAACGAUAACGUACUGUAUGUGACCUUCUACUCUGCUUGGGGAAUGUUUGCAGGAGGACUCUGGCUCGACUUAGCCUCUCCACUAUACUCGCUCCAAUUCUGCACAUCCUUCAAAAAGUUCGCUGUUAAUCCCCCCUCUACUGCUGACAAGGUAUGGCGUAUCACUCUAACCAGAACUGAAGGUGUUAGAGUAGUGGUACACUGUAACGAGGUGGAGGUUCUCAACAUACUGCUCUCUCAAUCGUGUACUGAAACUAAGUGGAGCAAGUACUGGAACAGGCUUGUGACAAAGAUGAAGUUCAGGAAAGCCGACUCAGCAUCUGAUUACUACAGAGCACAACCAGUUGAUGGAGGGUGGAGUGAUUACAGCAAAUGGGGUGCUUGCUCAGUAGGUUGUGGAAAAGGGACAACGACCCGGUCCAAAACCUGCAAUAACCCACCUCCAGCCAGAGGUGGAAAAGAUUGUGGUGGUGAAGCAGUUGAAUCGAAGGAAUGCAUGAACAAAGCUGAAUUUCCUGGUUCAGGUUCCACUCCAGUUCCAAUGGUAGCAAUGGUGACCUCUGGAGUUGCAGUUACUGCUAAAUGGCAAGCUAUACCAGGAAGUCUGACUCGUAUCUCCAUUGGAAGAUCUGGCGUGUGGGGUGUUAAAAGGGGAAGUAAGGUCUACAAGCUUAACGGAAAAAGCUGGACUCGAAUACCUGGUAGAUUUGAUCACAUUUCGUCUGGUUCGUCUGUAUGGGGAGUCACGAGGAGAUUUGGUAGCCUUUUUUAUAGAGAUGCGGGUCACAACAAAUGGCAGGGAGUACGUGGUUACCUUUUUUCCAAUCUUGAUGUCAGUGACAACGGUCAUGUUUGGGGAGUUUAAAAAAAUCAGGAUAUCUAUAGAUGGACUGGAAAGAACUGGCAGCAAAUUGGAGGAAAGGCUAUACAAGUUACCGUGGGACCAUCUGGAGUUUGGAUAGUCGACAGAGCAAAUAAUAUUUACUAUCGAAAAGGAACAUAUGGAGAUAGCAAUACUGCUGGAUCUGAAUGGAUCCAAAUUUGUGGCAACUUGAAGUGGAUAUCGUCUGGUAGGAAUAUUGUUGUUGGUGUUGACUCUGGCAACAACAUUUACUACCGUAAAGGAAUGAGUGCUCCAAGACCGACAGGUACUGGAUGGGUACAGAUACCUGGAAAAUUGAUGCAGAUAGAUAUCUAUGGAGAUGAAAUUGUUGGAGUGGACACUGGACAUGUAAUCUACAAAUUUCCUGUUUCUGGAAUACCUGCAGUCGGUAUGUAAGCGAGUAUAUUGAUGUCAAUAAGUGCUCAUAUGUAUGUUUACUGGUUGAAGCAUUACCUUUUAGAAUUUUAGGACCAAUUCUGUAAUUUUGAAUGGGGAGGUUGAUAAAAUAGUCGUAUAUCAUUUUUUAAGCGCUUAAAGUCUUGUUGAAAAUAAUUUUGUGUGCUCCUAGUAAUCUUAUAUAUUAUUUAACUUUUUCUUAAAAACUUGCUUUCACAAAUUUCACUCUUUAGGAGCAAUAAUCCCAAAAACUCAUUUGACUUGAGUGUGAAGACUGCCUAUAUCCUACAAAUACCGAUACUAGAGCUCCCAUGUCUAGUUAGUUAGUAAGUAAGUAAGUAAGUAAGUAAGUAAGUAAGUAAGUAAGUAAGUAAGUAAGUAAGUAAGUAAGUAAGUAAGUAAGUAAGUUAGUUAGUAAGUAAGUAAGUAAGUAAGUAAGUAAGUAAGUAAGUAAGUAAGUAAGUAAGUAAGUAAGUAAGUAAGUAAGUAAGUAAGUAAGUAAGUAAGUAAGUAAGUAAGUAAGUAAGUAAGUAAGUAAGUAAGUAAGUAAGUAAGUAAGUAAGUAAGUAAGUAAGUAAGUAAGUAAGUAAGUAAGUAAGUAAGUAAGUAAGUAAGUAAGUAAGUAAGUAAGUAAGUAAGUAAGUAAGUAAGUAAGUAAGUAAGUAAGUAAGUAAGUAAGUAAGUAAGUAAGUAAGUAAGUAAGUAAGUAAGUAAGUAAGUAAGUAAGUAAGUAAGUAAGUAAGUAAGUAAGUAAGUAAGUAAGUAAGUAAGUAAGUAAGUAAGUAAGUAAGUAAGUAAGUAAGUAAGUAAGUAAGUAAGUAAGUAAGUAAGUAAGUAAGUAAGUUAAUGUGGAGAAGGCCUGUGCCCUGCAAGCCGCUAGUCGGAUCCCCACUUCCCCUCCGAGUACCUAAGUGGAAGUGGAACUUCCCUCACGAUAAGUUACGGACCCCAAUUAUCUAGAAGCCUUAGUCCUAAAACUCCCGCCGAUUAAUUGAGACCGUUGACCCAGUUAGUGACAGGAACCAGGCACCGAGUAACCCCUUCUUCUAGUUCCACUACCAUCCCUGUAGGAGACGGCUGGCCUACCCAAAAACCCUCAACACCCAGGGCCCUGUGUAAUUAAGUGAUAGAUUCCACAGAUUAACUAGCUGACCAAUCCCCUAAGACUAGGACCACCUCCGUAAUUAAGGACAGCAAUUCACCUAGACUGUAAAGUCGUGUCCACCAAUAAGGAUAGAAAUUCCCCAGAACUCUUGAGCAGUCCCCGUAAUUAAGGAGUUAGCGGCGUGCCGGAGCGAGUGAAACCUCGCGGAGGACGGCAUUAUUGCGGAGUUCUCAUCUUUGCCACUUUGAGUACGGAGUGUCUCCUCCCUUUUGGCUUGCCAUAGGCAGCCCCAUCCUCAUGUUAAUGCCUAAUAGUGUUAUUUUUACGUUUGUUUUGUAGUAACCAUUCUUUAGUAUAUUUACCAUCAUGUUGGUAGGUUUAUUCCAACAUCCCCAAAUUCCCGUCUCUCAAUCGUCCAAGUAGCUGGCACUGAAACUUUCAGUCCAGCAUGUGAACUAAAGUAACUCAAACAAACCCGUGCUUGUCACGAUGACUCAAAAGUACAAAGUAUUCUAAAAUGAUACCGAUUCCGGUCAUGACAUCUAAAUUAUGAAUGAAAUUAUGAAUCAAGUUGUGAAUUAAACUAUCAUUGAAAUUAAAGGCCGUUAACCCAUCUCCUACACUCUUGCCUCUUCCUCGACUGAUCGGCCUGUCGUCAGGCCUUUGGCCCAGAACGCAAGGCCUCGUGAACCCUCGUGUCGUAACCGGUCUACAGGAACCAGGCCCUGUAUAUGCCUAGCCGUUUGUCUGGCUAGGCUGGAGCCUUACAAAUACGGAGACUCGACACCUUGUGAUGGCACGGACUAAGAACACCAGUUCCGUCCUUACAAAUUGAAAUCCAGAUACCGGACUCAACGCUGUUCGCGACGACAGACCCGAUCUCCUAAAAAGGUAAGAACUUAACUUCAUUCCAAAUCUAAGGCAUGCUAAUCAAACCCUAAAACCAAGUAUAAGUUAAUAACCGACCUAGUUAACGCAUCACCACGUAACUGUGAUUAUUAUCACCACCUAACUGUGAUUAUUACUUGAUACUCAAUUUUCUAAUGACAAUUUAGUUAAGGACCA